This is a messenger RNA of Podospora pseudocomata, 402 nucleotides long. RefSeq lists its product as uncharacterized. The record is from RefSeq and is a predicted model, not a curated record. NCBI's taxonomy places the organism in Eukaryota, Fungi, Ascomycota, Sordariomycetes, Sordariales, Podosporaceae. Bases 1 to 402 code for a protein of 133 amino acids. The transcript has 2 exons.
AUGCACCCCUGGACUGAUAGAGUCAUAUCAAUUUACACCUUUCCCAUCGGCCUCCUCACGCCAGACUUCCGGAUGACCCUCGGAAUAACCGCUACAGCGGUCCGCCAGACGACAGGGUUGGCAAGGCGGGCUCAGCAAGGUCACCCCGGAAUUGUGGCUUCGAUACCGCCCACCACCAUCCCCAGAUUUCACUCUCAUUCUCAGGCCGCACAACAUGAGGUCGAAGUCACCUGGUUUCUGUGGCUUGCAUCAAUUCCCUCACCUCCUACUCGGAGAUUUCAGGAUCAGAACGUCGACAUCGUGCCAGAAGCAUGUCUCACAACCUCACUUCCCACCCGCCGGACCAUCAUGAGGACCGGAAAAGCGGCUUCGGCUUCCACAUUCUCUGGUAGUCUGAGGUGA